ACAUCAAUGGCUUCCAAAUUCGCUUUCACUCUCCUAAUCAUCUUCUUCAUUUCUCAAAUUUACCUUUGUUUUGUGCCGAAAACCGCCGGAGCAUUGUUAGCACAAGCUCCUCCUACUAAUGCACUUGUCUUGCCAGUUCUAAAAGAUGGUACCACCAGCCUUCACAUAGUCAACAUCCUCAAGGGAACUCCUUUGAAGUCAAUCCCUUAUGUUGUUGACCUAAAUGGCAAAUUCCUAUCAUUUAGCUGUGAGCAAGGCUACUCAUCUUCAACCUACAAUGCUCCUAUUUGCCAAUCCACUCAGUGUUCACUUUUCGGAACUCAUUUUUGCAAGAAGUGCUCUUCAUUCCUAACAAAAUCCGGUUGCCGUAACAACACCUGUGCUGUUAUAGCAACCAAUCCCUUGACGCGACAAAACGUGGUUGGUGAAAUCGCUCAAGAUGUUGUGGCCUUCCAAACCCUAGAAAAUGGUUCCAAUAAUCCAAGAUCUCUCGCGGUUCUUCGCCACUUGAUGUUCGCGUGCGUACCAUCAUCCUUCUUCCAAGGGCCAUUGCCAAAUAAUGUACAAGGUUUAGCUGGAUUUAACCAGGAUCAAACCUCUCUACCAAGGCAACUCUCAUCCAAGUUCGGUUUGCACCCUAAAUUUGCUCUCUGUCUUUCAUCCGAAAACAAUGAAACUGGGGUCAUCUUUUUUGGGAAUGCCUCAUACAGAAUUGCCUCUAGAAAUGAUUUUUCUCAAGCUUUACAAUAUACUCCAUUGUCUAUCGGAUCGCGUGGGGAAUAUUUUGUCACAAUAAAAUCUAUCAUGAUAAAUCAUAAACCAGUCCAGUUCAACACAGCUUUGCUUUCAAGGACAAUGAUCAGCACUAUAAAUCCUUACACAACUCUUGAACACUCCAUUUUCCAAAGCGUUACACAAGUUUUCGCCAAGGAAUUCUCUGCCAUCGGCGCGUCUCAGACAAAUGCAGUGUCGCCAUUUGGAGCAUGCUUCAACAAGUUACCUCGUCAUGUGACAAAGGAUGGAAUAUUGGGGGCUCCCAUUAUUGAUUUUGUGAUGCAAAAUGAAAACGUAACUUGGAGCAUCAAUGGUUCCAACUCCUUGUUCCAAGCACGCCCUGGAAUAUGGUGUUUAGCCUUUGUUGAUGGAGGAUUCAAUCCUAGGGCUUCGAUUGUGUUGGGUGCAUUUCAGCUGGAGGAUCACAUAGUUGAAUUUGAUUUGAGCAGGUCACUUUUGGGUUUUACUCAGACCGUACUGUCAAAAGACGACAGUAAAUGUUCUCAAUUUAACUUCAACUCUACAAUAUAAUGUAAAAAGAG
Messenger RNA from Oldenlandia corymbosa var. corymbosa, 1316 nucleotides. NCBI's taxonomy places the organism in Eukaryota, Viridiplantae, Streptophyta, Magnoliopsida, Gentianales, Rubiaceae. The record is from the annotation of a GenBank genome assembly.